Molecule: messenger RNA, 738 nt
Organism: Drosophila melanogaster (fruit fly)
Lineage: Eukaryota; Metazoa; Arthropoda; Insecta; Diptera; Drosophilidae
Gene: RpS11
Product: ribosomal protein S11
Exons: 5
Coding region: 30-497 (155 amino acids)
Biological process (GO): translation
Cellular component (GO): ribosome; cytosolic ribosome; cytoplasm
Molecular function (GO): structural constituent of ribosome
Source: RefSeq, marked reviewed
UCUGAAUCGUUCUUUCCUUUUUCAUCAACAUGGCUGAUCAGAACGAGCGCGCCUUCCAAAAACAAUUCGGUGUCAACCUAAACCGCAAGGUCAAGCCCGGUAUCACCAAGAAGAAGCUGCUGCGUCGCUCCCGCGAUGUGGGACUCGGUUUCAAGACCCCACGUGAGGCCAUCGAUGGUACCUACAUCGACAAGAAGUGCCCCUGGACCGGUGAUGUGAGGAUCCGUGGUCGCAUUCUGACCGGCGUGGUCCGCAAGGCCAAGAUGCAGCGCACCAUUGUCAUUCGGCGCGACUACCUGCACUUUGUGCGCAAAUACAGCCGUUUCGAGAAGCGUCACCGCAACAUGAGCGUCCACUGCUCCCCUGUGUUCAGAGAUGUUGAGCAUGGCGAUAUUGUCACCAUUGGUGAGUGCCGUCCUCUGUCCAAGACUGUGCGCUUCAACGUCCUGAAAGUCAGCAAGGGUCAGGGAGCCAAGAAGAGCUUCAAGAAGUACUAGAGCGGACAACUACCAUUCGGGCGAUAAUAUUUGUAGCAAUUAUUCUUUUUGAAUAAAACAAAAAAAAGUAACUUUAACCAUGGGUUUUCUCCAGUUCUUCUCUCAGUUUCCACAGCAUUUCAGCAGUCGUGCAGCCAGCUAUUCCAUUAAAAGAAACUAAAGAUGACCGCAAGAAUAUGGACACGAAUUGCAUUGAAUGUACAUUAUUAAUAUGAUUUUCUUAAAUAAAAGUUGAUUGAUU